AUGAACAAAUCCUUGUACAACACACACAUGUAUGCAUUUCCCACACCUCCAUUUCCAACCCCCGCAGCCACCACACGCACACAUGCAUUUCCCACACCUCCAUUUCCAACCCCCGCAGCCACCACACGCACACAUGCAUUUCCCACACCUCCAUUUCCAACCCCCGCAGCCACCACACGCACACAUGCAUUUCCCACACCUCCAACAUCAAUCCCCGCAGCCACCACUCGCACACAUGCAUUUCCCAAGCCUCCAACACCAAUCCCCGCAGCCACCACUCGCACACAUGCAUUUCCCAAGCCUCCAACACCAAUCCCCGCAGCCACCACUCGCACUCAUGCAUUUCCCACGCCUCCAACACCAAUCCCCGCAGCCACCACUCGCACUCAUGCAUUUCCCACGCCUCCAACAAUAACCCUCGAAACCACAACUCAAGCGCUCAUUACCCACGCCGUCUGCUUUACUCACUCCAUCCCUGCCUAA
Messenger RNA from Argiope bruennichi, 483 nucleotides. RefSeq lists its product as uncharacterized. Lineage: Eukaryota; Metazoa; Arthropoda; Arachnida; Araneae; Araneidae. The transcript has a single exon. Bases 1 to 483 code for a protein of 160 amino acids. The record is from RefSeq and is a predicted model, not a curated record.